Molecule: messenger RNA, 2652 nt
Organism: Nasonia vitripennis (jewel wasp)
Lineage: Eukaryota; Metazoa; Arthropoda; Insecta; Hymenoptera; Pteromalidae
Exons: 4
Coding region: 1-2652 (883 amino acids)
Molecular function (GO): zinc ion binding; nucleic acid binding
Source: RefSeq, a predicted model, not a curated record
AUGAGGGUCAGCUGGAUUUACCGCCUCAACAAGGAGCAACUUAUCGCCGAGCUGCAGGGGAGAAAUCUCAACCAUGAGGGUACCGUGGUAGAGCUUCGCCAGCGACUAGUUCGAUAUGCCCGAAAGAACCCGCAAGAUUUCAUCGGAAAAACAGAAGAUCCAAAUGGGUAUGACGAAGUAGCUGACCUAAAGCAAGACCUAGAGCUCGAACGCUAUGAAUUGAUCCAACGAACACUUGAAGAAACCCGCAACGCCGGACGCUCAUCCACCCCGACCGGAGAUCCACCAGAAAUAUCACCUGGAGAAAAUAAAGCAUCAUACGGAUUCACCAGUGAACAGCUGCUGCAAGGUGCACCGGAGCUGCUGCGUGGAGAAGCCCUGCAAUGGCGACGCAACUACGCCAGCGACUGUCGAACCUGGGAGGAGCUCGAAAGCAGGCUGAGAAAUUUUUAUUUAUCGAGCGGUGAGCGGCGGAAUCUUACCAGACAGGUCGCCGAACGAAUUCAGAAACCGAACGAGAAUAUAAGGGCUUACUGCAACGCAUUGACCACCCUGAUGAGAAGAAGGGGAGGAUAUACGGUGAUAGAGCAACUCGAUAAUAUAUAUUACAAUAUGAAACCCGAGUUACAAUUACGGGUUCUUCGGGAAGAGAUAACCGACGUACCUCAGCUCAUACAACGCAUAGAAGAAUACGAAGAUAUCGUCGCCAAACUCCACGAGCAAGAACGAAAAACCGCCAUCAAUAGCGCCUCCACGAGUAAAAACACCACGAGUAAAAGCACCACCGAUUAUUACAACCGAGCCGAAUGCUGUUGGCGUUGCAAACAAUGCGGCCAUUCCCGCGCCGACUGCAAGAACAUAGCUCGGAAGUUCUGCUCCCAUGGGAAGCAAGAGACAAUCGCCACGCUGGCCGACGGCUCAACCACCGAACUGACAGACUACGUGGAAGGUAAAGCGAUGACCCUCGGCGGCACCUUCAGGAGCAAGUUUAUUGUCAUGGAAGGGCUACGUUAUGAAAUGCUAUUGGGGAUGGAUGCGUUACGCAAACUGAACAUCCGUGUAAUCAUAGCUGGAAAGGAAUUACAACCCAACCGGUCCAAUACCUCGGUACUCUCUAUCAGCAGCGUCGGCAUUCAGGAAAUCUCGCAAGAUCAACAGGCACGAGUGGACGAACUCAUCCAAUAUGAGAAAGAACUCUUCGGAAGUAUCCAGGGCCCCACACCGCUCACCGAAUACACCAUAAAGAUAAUCAACGAGGCGGUCGAGGAGAUGUUACAAGAAGACGUGAUUGAGCCAUCCGACAGCGCUUGGAGCUCCAAUAUAGUUCUUGCCAAGAAAAAGGAUGGAAAGAGGCGCUUUUGCAUCAACUUCCAGGGCAUCAACAAAAUCAGCAUCAAAGAUGCGCACUCGCUACCGCAUGUUCACACGACGCUAAACAAACUCCGGGGGGCGAAGUAUCUAACCACGAUCGACCUGAAAAAUGGUUACUGGCAAAUUCCGCUGUCAGAAGAAAGCAAGAAGUACACCGCUUUCACUGUCCCCGGAAGAGGUCUAAUGCAAUUCAAGGUUCUUCCAUUCGGUUUACACUCGGCACCAGCAGCAUUCAUGCGGCUAAUGAACGCAGUUAUCACACCAGAUUUAGAACCAAAUGUGUUCUGUUACCUCGACGACAUAGUCAUUGUUACAGAGGACUUUGAACAGCACUUACAGCUGAUUAGCGAAACUCUCCGCCGAUUACGAGAUGCCAAGCUGAAGCCGAAUUGGGAGAAAAGUCACUUUUGCAGAAAACAACUGAAGUACCUAGGUCAUGUCGUCGAUGAGGAAGGACUACACACAGACCCAGAGAAGGUGAGGGCAAUCACCGAUCUUCAACCACCAACGAACCUCAAAGAAUUACGCCGGUUUUCAGGAUUAAUAUCAUGGUACAGAAGGUUCAUUCCGCUGGUAGCAAAGAAAACGGCCCUCCUCAACAAGCUACUAAAGAAGAAAGUAAAAUGGGAGUGGGGUCCGGACCAACAAGAAGCGUUCGAAAAGCUCAAGGAAGACCUAGUGCAAGCCCCGGUCCUAGCAUGCCCAGAUUUCGCCAAGACAUUUGUAUUACAAACCGAUGCCAGCAACGAAGGAUUGGGGGCAGUCCUAACUCAGGAGGAGGAAGGAAAAGAACGGGUGAUUGCCUAUGCCAGCCGAUCGUUAAACCAGGCGGAACGGAACUAUUCAGCAACAGAAAAGGAGUGUCUCGCAAUAAAAUGGGGAAUUUGGAAGCUCCGAGAAUAUCUCGAGGGCUAUCAUUUUGUCGUCCUGACAGAUCACCAGUCUCUUAAGUGGCUUGAAAAGAUUCACAACCCGUCCGGUAGGUUAGCCCGAUUGGCGAUGGAAUUAGCACAGUGGGAUUAUGAGGUCAAAUACCGGAGAGGCAGGGAUAACACUGUCGCAGACGCUCUAUCUAGACAACCAGUAGCUGUAUGCAACAUCGAUAUUAAAACGAACUGCACAUGGUACACAAAGAAAUUGACUGCCGUCCGACAGGAUCCAAAAAGUUAUCCAGAAUUCUGCAUCAAAAAUGGAGCACUGCACCGCCAUAUCCUACAUACGUUGGAUUUUAACGACACUGACGCGACCGAAGACUGGAAAAUCUGCAUACCCACCGAAUAG